AUGUGUCUUAAGGAGGGAUUAGGUCAAUCAGAGUUUCACAUUCUCGUAGCGUCGUCCAGCCCGCGCGGGCUUUAAUGGUAAACCCUUAAAGUUUUCUGAUGAAAGAAGAAAAAAAAGAAGACAAAAUAACUCUGUGGAUAUUUUUACGCUGCGCACGAGGAAAAGCUGCGGAGAUUGAUAUGAGGCUUUGGGUGGGUUUGUUUUAACUUUACGAGCGCUCAGUUCGAGCGCGAGCUGAUGUGCUAACGGCUAACGAGAAGCUAGCUGUUUGAAAAGUUUACCGAAACCGAGCAGGAAUUAGACGGACCCAUGACGACGGGUGAAGGCGUGAAGCACUCCCCGGUCCUGUCGACCCUGUUUAGAAUGAUGGACGACAACGAGCUGGAAGGAGCCUCGGAGUUUAUCAAAGACCGACUGUACUUUGCCACGUUACGAAGCAAACCCAAAAGCACAGCAAACACGCACUACUUCUGCACUGAUGAUGAGUUUCUCUACGAAAAUUUUUAUGCAGACUUUGGGCCUCUGAACUUGGCCAUGCUCUACAGAUACUGCUGCAAGCUGAACAAGAAAUUAAAAUCAUUCACUUUGACCAGAAAGAGGAUAGUUCAUUACACCAGCUUUGACCAGAGGAAGAGAUCCAAUGCGGCUGUGCUGAUCGGAGGCUAUGCGGUGAUCUAUCUGAAGAAAACUCCACAAGAAGCCUACAGAGCUCUGACCUCCGGAUCCAACGCCUCCUACCUGCCUUUCAGGGAUGCCUCCUUUGGGAAUUGCACCUACGAUCUUACAGUGUUGCAAUGUCUGCAAGGCAUCAAAAAGGCUCUGCAGCACGGCUUUUUUGACUUUGAGACGUUCAACGUAACCGAGUAUGAACACUAUGAGCGUGUGGAGAAUGGAGAUCUGAACUGGAUUGUCCCGGAGAAGUUCCUGGCCUUCAGUGGACCUCAUCCUAAAACUAAAAUAGAAAAUGGUUACCCUUUGCACGCCCCUGAGGCUUAUUUUCCCUAUUUCCGAAAACACAACGUGACCACCAUCAUCCGACUGAACAAGAAGAUCUACGAUGCCAAACGCUUCACCGACGCCGGCUUCGACCACUACGACCUCUUCUUUGUAGACGGAAGCACGCCUAAUGACAUCAUUGUACGCCGCUUUCUGCACAUCUGUGAGAGCACCCAAGGGGCUGUGGCCGUCCACUGCAAAGCUGGCCUUGGCAGAACAGGCACUCUGAUUGGCUGCUACCUGAUGAAACAUUACCGCUUCACAGCAGGGGAGGCCAUUGCCUGGAUCCGGAUCUGCAGACCGGGUUCUGUAAUUGGCCCCCAGCAGAACUUCCUGGAAGAGAAGCAGGGGGCGCUGUGGUCGCAGGGCGACAGCCAGCGCUUCCAGAAGGUGAAGCUGGAGGACAAAGGAAUGCCCCACCUCAUCUCCAGCAUGGAUGAGCUGUCGCUAAACUCCAGCAGCCAAAGCAACAUGAACAGAUCGCACAGCUCCGACCAUCUGCAGGAGAAUGACCUCACAGAUGGUGGCUCAGGUCUAACGCAGGGAGACAAACUAAGAGCGCUGAAGAGCCGGCGAUCUCCUCGCCUAUCUGCCACCGGGCCACAAAGACUGGAGGAGGUGAGGCUCUCGGGUCACUCAGCUUCACAGCCGCUCAGGCUCUCUAUGGGUGGAGGUCAGGGCUCCUCCUCCCCCCUCAAGUCUUCAAAAUUCUCAGCAUCCUCCUCCUCCUCGCCUGCAGCAAAGAGAAUCGGGAGACUCUCCUCACCACCAGCAGUUAACCCGAGGAGCUCAGCUCUCAGCUCACGAUUGGCCAGUUCUCUGAGCGAUCUGUACGCCGCCGACAUGGAGGACAGAAAGAGCCCCUACUCUCCGCUUUCGCCCUCCUCUCCCUCUUCUUUGUCCAUAACCCCUGCCCCUUCCUCUUUGGCCCCGCCCUCUUUGUCUUGCUAUGCUAACGGACCUCGCUGUGUGAAGCACGAGAUAAACAACAACAGCGGUCCAUUUGUUGGCUCUGUGGGGCCUCCCGCUGGGAAAGGCUUUGUUCGAUCUGGGCUGCAGGACUUCAGCCCUUACAGCAGCCGCGGGCCCUACAGCCCCAUGAAGGGCCCCUCAGGACGCUACCUGAGCCGCUCCAUACCUUCUCUUCAGUCUGAAUAUAUCCAAUACUAAAAGAAAUCGAUGAUGUAAGGACCCCCAGCCCCGCCCAUUUGCUAUACCCAGACGCUUAAAGGGAAACGGAUAAACCAGCGAGAGUUCGACUCUCAGGACUGAACCUCCUCUAUGUGCUGAUCAUGUAUAUACGAAAGAGCUGCUUGUAAAUAUGUCACAGAUGUUUAACAACUCUUUGGAAGAGAGAUUUUAUAUUUGUGAAGAAGAACUUGUUCUUGUUUUGAAGACCUUUUAUUAUAUUUUUUCCUUUUGAUAAAAGGAUACCUGGCUUUGUUGUCAUGGUUACAGUAUUUCUUCUGGUCCCUGAUCAGUCGACAAGCAGACUUUGUCUUUUUGGAUGAGACUGAUCCAUGUUUGACUCUAAUCAACUGCAAUAACAAUUAACGAAAAAGGGAGCCACAAAAAAAGUCGGCCUCUAAACUCAGGGGAUUAACAGGAGCAUCGGAUGGCCUUAAAGGAACUUUGUGCAACGACUCGGGCAACCUUUGACCUCUGCAUUGUCAAAGACUGAAUGUAAAACCAUGGGUUUCAGCCUCGCUGUUGGACUGUAGAAUGAAAUGAUGGUCUCCACCAUCUCCACCUAUUGUACGACCCUGACUCGGGUCCUCAAACAUCACAAGGGAGCCACCAAGUUGUUCAUCUACACUCAAGACUACGUAUUUAGCCCAAGUUGAAACAUUUUUAUUUAUUUUUUUAAGAGUUUUUACAGUCCAAAUAUUUAAAAACUUGACGUCGAUUUGGGCAUCCACAAAGGAUGAUGGACUUCUGACUGAUUUUUUCAGAAAUAUUUAGUUAUUUUCAAGCGUCAGCUGUUGGCUUUCAGCAUAAACAGGUGAUGUCUAAGAAGGACAUGCAACGCUUGACCUCGGGCUUGAAGUGCCUUCAACAUUUCCAGCAGAGCUGUGCUGGGAUGUGAAGCUGCAGGAAAGGAAGACUUUUAUUUUGGCGUUGACUUCCUGAAGUUUAAUCUGUUGUUUUAAAAAUGGAUCCUGUAUUUACGGUCACACUGAAAUCUAUUUAGGGAGAAUAUAGGUGAAUAUAUAUUUUCUUCUGAGAGCAAAGCUUCUAUCUGAGCAAUAACAAUAAAAUAAUAAUGAAUCAGA
This is a messenger RNA of Oryzias latipes (Japanese medaka), 3269 nucleotides long. RefSeq names its product cell division cycle 14Ab (gene cdc14ab). The record is from RefSeq and is a predicted model, not a curated record. Gene Ontology annotation, biological process: protein dephosphorylation. NCBI's taxonomy places the organism in Eukaryota, Metazoa, Chordata, Actinopteri, Beloniformes, Adrianichthyidae.